ACUAAACAUUUCAUAUCCCUUUCAUAGAGAUUUCGUAUGAUGGUGAAAUCGGUGAGAUCGUAAAGUUAAGAAGAAACUACCGGCGAAACCUCGGUGUGAAACCUUGUUGAAACAAUUGGUGAGACCCGAAACGCCGAAACUUCUUGAUACUUUUGGUUGCUAUUACUAUUUUCAAUCUUUAAAAUUGAAACCAUGUGAUUCGAAAGGGAGAUUACCAACCCACGAUUAACUGCUUAUGUGUAUGGAAAGAGGAAGGAAACGAGAGUUUUAAUGCAGACAGAUAGCAAAGAUCUCAGUGUGCCAUUAAAAUCAGAAGAGGUGUAUGUGAUUGAAAUUCAAAGACCAGGAUGUCUUACCACAAGAAACCCUGUGGGAGUCAUUUAUGUUGACAUAUUAUGACUGCAUGGCUAUUCAUACUUUGGUGGGCCAAAGAAUUUAGUUUGGAAGAUUUUACUAUGUCAGAAGAGGGUGUAUCUACAGGCUCUGAUGAUGUAAUGGCAAGUACUGAAGGUGAUGGAGAGAAACGAGGCAGAACACCACAGUCAGUAAGAAAGCAUGGUAAAGGACGAGCCGCAAGUAGAGGAAGAAUUUCUAAUAACAAUAGGAGGCUUGCAUCCGCACAAGGUCGGCACUCUCCUGGUACUGGUAGCUCACUAGGAUACAGUGGUCCACAUGGUAAUGACCAGAAAUACGCAUCAAGUAAGGAUGACCAGGGCUGCCAGCUUGAAGACAAAGCCCGAUGUACAAUGAAGCAAAUUGAUCAUGAUGAGAAAGAGGAAUUGUUUGGAGAGCAAGAUGCUGUGCCAGAAUCACAACAAGGGGUGUGUUACCAACCCACCAAGAUAAAGGCAGAGGCCUUAGGAAGAAAACAAACAGCCACCCCCCCAAAAAAAGACAUGGCUAAUGGCUCCUCGAGAACUAGAGGAAAAACUGUUAAAAUUUCAAUGGACAAGUCAAGGGGAAAAGGAAGCAAAAGAAAUAACUCAUUAGGUACAAGAGGACUUAGAGGAUAUCCCAGUGGCAACAGUGAAUUUACACCUAUAUGUUAUGAUAGUCAAGAAUUCCAUGAUGACCUUGCUAUGCAAGAAAGAGAUUUCCAUAAAUCCAAGAUUUCCACCAAUAUGGACUUCCUAAGCUCUGUAGGGCAGCCUUAUUUUAAUUGCAGUGAACAUAAAUACAGAUCCAACAAACUUGACAUUCCAGAUGGUAGCCAGAAGGGACAAAAGGGAGUGACUUUUGUAAGGCCGACAGGAAAGAGAGGCAAUAUAAGGGACUACAAAAAACAGAAGGAAGAAGUUCUUCGAACACUCAGUUAUCUCAAUCCACUUCAGUCAUCUCAAGCCAGUGUUUUGAUAGAACAGCUGAGGAAUGAGACAUAUGAAUGUAUGGUUUGCUGUGAAAGGAUUCGAUGCAGUGCUGCAGUGUGGAGCUGUUGUAGUUGUUAUCAUUUGUUUCACUUGGGCUGUGUGAGAAAGUGGGCAAAAUCCUCGGUGGCUACACUUCCAGAAGGUGAUGAAAUUGGUGGUUGGCGAUGUCCAGGCUGUCAAAAUAUUACUCAGGAGAUUCCAACUGUCUACAAAUGCUUUUGUGGGAAAGUUGUUGCUCCUGAGUGGAGACGUCAUGAAGGGUUGACACCUCACAGUUGUGGAGAAAUAUGUGGAAAACAGAGAGAUUCACUUUGCCAACAUCGCUGUAAUCAGCUCUGUCAUCCAGGACCCUGUCCUUCUUGCCCUGUGAUGAUAACGAAAGCUUGUUCCUGUGGAAAAACAAAGAAUCACAUUAGGUGUGGUCAAGCGACUGUCAUACUGUGUGACCAAGUCUGCAGCAAAAUUCUGAACUGUCUCACCCACAGGUGCACAAGAAUUUGUCACCAAGGUCCCUGUGAAGACUGUAAAAUCGUUGUGCAACAGAUCUGUUAUUGUGGAAAACAACAUCGGGAGGCUCUUUGUGGAACAGGAGAACCUGGCAAUGAGGACCUAGAAGGAAAAUCAGGAUGUUUCUCUUGUCAAGAGAAGUGCUUAAGGACCCUUGAUUGUGGCAACCAUUACUGUCAAACUGUUUGUCAUGUUGGAGUUUGCAAAGAAUGUCUGCUGAAGCCAUCAAUUCUUACAAUUUGUCCAUGUGGAAAAACUCCUCUUUUUGAUUUGCUUGGUGGUCAUGAUGUUAGAAAAUCUUGCUUAGAUCCGGUACCAACCUGCCAAUUGAUAUGUGGGAAGGUUCUUCCUUGCAGUCCAUUGAAAGAUCUCUCACAGGGUAGAGGAAGCAUAAAAACCAAAGAGCACUGCUGUAAAAUGCGAUGUCAUCUUGGUGGGUGUGGUCCUUGUGAUGGAAGAAGAAAAAUCAAGUGUAGAUGUGGUACAAAUACCAAGGAGAUCCUUUGCUCAGAUUUAAACUCUGAAGAAUAUACCUGUGACCAACGCUGUAACAAGAAGAGAAAGUGUGGACGACACAGGUGUAAUAAGAAAUGCUGUGGGGACGUGGAACACAAAUGUGAGUUGAUUUGUGGCAAAAAGCUGCGAUGUGGUCUUCACCAGUGCUUGGAAUCUUGUCACCCUGGUUACUGUCCACCUUGCUUAAUGUCAGGCUUUGACGAAUUAAAGUGCUAUUGUGGAGCCACAGUUUUGUACCCACCAAUUCCAUGUGGAACUUCACCUCCUGAGUGUGAGAAGCCUUGCUCCAGGAUCCAUGCUUGCCAUCAUCCAGUGAAUCAUACGUGCCACAGUGAUGAAAUAUGCCCUCCUUGCACGAUGUUGACCAACAAAAAAUGUAUGGGAGACCACGAGGUUCGCCACAACAUCCCAUGCCAUGUAAAUGACGUCUCAUGUGGAAAGGAGUGUGGAAAACUACUGAAUUGUGGACACAAGUGUCGUAAAAUUUGUCACAGGCCUCCAUGUCUGAGUGAUGAUGAACCAUGUUUACAUCCCUGCGAGCUUCCACGUAAGGAUUGUGGUCACCCCUGUGUAGCAGCCUGCCAUUCUGGCAAACAAUGCCCAGCAAUAUCGUGCAAAGUGAAGGUCACAGUAAAAUGCAAAUGUGGCAGACGUUCAGAAAAGUUACCAUGCCUUCAAGGGGGCGAAAAGACUGCUGUUACUCAAGCAUAUCAGCGCCUGGCCACGGAGACACUCGCAAACAAGAUGAAAGAUUUACAAAGUGGCCAGUCUAUAGAUAUCAGCAGCAUUAUGAAAGCGGAUGAUAAGAAGUUACGACAGCUUGAGUGUAACAGUGAUUGUCGUGUCUACGAACGAAACAGACGGUUGGCCGAAGCACUUGACAUUGAAAAUGCUGAUUUGUCCCAAGAGGUGUCAUUUCGCUUUUCACCAUUCCUUUGGACGGAAGCUAGGCAAAAUCUGAAAUUUGCAAAGUCUGUCGAAGAGGCACUGGAAAAUCUUGUUCAAACUACUCUGAAGUCGACAACAUCUCAAAGGACCCAUUCCUUUCCACCGAUGGCCUCAAAUCAAAGACGGCUCAUUCAUGAACUCGCUGUUUUUUACAACUGUGCAACCAGAAGCUAUGAUCAAGAACCAAAAAGAAACACUGUUGUAACUGCUACAAAGGAGUCUCGUCUUCCUUCUGCAAGAUUGUCAUCACAGAUAGAGAGAGAAAUCAACCCACCGCCUCCUCAGCCCAUACCAUUCCUGCCCUCAACACAGGAGUCUUCAAAAAAGUUGUCUCAGGAGAGAAAAAAGGGCGCAUGGGCACAACUUCCAGAUUAUUUUGCAGAUGAUUUCCAAGACUGAUUUACAGGAUGUUAACUUGAGAUAAUGAACUUUUAGAGACAGAAGUUAGGAGAAGAACUGAAGUGUGAUCUUUAUGGUUCUUUGCUUAUAAUUUGUUUACUCUCUUAACGUUUAUUUUAAAAGAAUUAUAAACCCCCAGUAAGUAUUUUCUGAUGCCUUAAGAAUUAGGAUUCGAGCUACCGCUAGGUUAUGGUACACUAAAUUUUGUGGAAUGGGAGUCAAGACUUACCAAUAAACUCUAUUAUUAUGAGUGUCA
Stylophora pistillata is the source of this 3993-nucleotide messenger RNA. Its product is annotated as transcriptional repressor NF-X1. Gene Ontology annotation, molecular function: zinc ion binding; RNA polymerase II transcription regulatory region sequence-specific DNA binding; DNA-binding transcription factor activity, RNA polymerase II-specific. Gene Ontology annotation, cellular component: nucleus. NCBI's taxonomy places the organism in Eukaryota, Metazoa, Cnidaria, Anthozoa, Scleractinia, Pocilloporidae. The record is from RefSeq and is a predicted model, not a curated record. Gene Ontology annotation, biological process: negative regulation of transcription by RNA polymerase II.